AUGCCCUGGAGGCCGCUGCCUCGCAUUGCCUUUGCGGUGGCCAUAUACCCUUUCAAUCCUUCAUCUCCCGCGGACCUACCUCUCGAACUCGGUGACGAAUUGUACAUCAUUGAACAAGGAGGCUCAGAUGGAGAAUGGUGUCGAGGAUACCUAGUUGCGCCGCCGUCAUUAUUGGCGGGGUUGACUAGCACCAAGGGUCAGACCUUGGAAGCACGUGUUUUCUCGGGUAUCUUUCCACGGAACUGCGUAGAGAUUCGGGAAGUACUGGGCGAUGGCGAGGGAUACAAGCAUUUAAUGAAUGGGAAUGGGGACCGAAAGAGCUUCGAUCGAUUGACACUCUCCGGACUGGACUUUGAAGGCCAGUCACGGAAUAGCCUGGCGUACUCGUUGGGUGAGUAUCAAGCCGGCGAGGUGUCCGACGUGGUCCUGGCGAGGAAGGGAAAGCCAUCGCAAAUAACGAUUCACAAGUCAGAUGAUUCGGAUUUGGCGAGUCCGCGCUCCGUGCAGACCUAUCGAGGUGGUUCAAUUCCUCACACGCCAGUGUCUUUCGCGCCCCGAGAUCCCGAUGCGCCAAAACCUGCUGCGCCUGUUCCCAUGCUCAAGAUUGGUGAUGAGACUCCGACUUCAUUGACAGAACCUCUGGUGGAUGAGAUUGCUUCUUGUCUACGCGAAUGGCACUCUACGAAUUUGCACGAGCUCCUACUAGCGCGAAACUACGAAGUUUUGGAAGAGAUGUCGACAAUUGUACAGGAGUUGGAUUUUGCCAGGAGACAAUUAUUGCACAAUGUUUUGACCAGCAAGGAGAAGGAGGCACUACGGGAUGAAACAGUUUGGAAGCUAGUUCGAGCAAACAAAAUGCUCAGUGGAGAUAUUAUUGUUCGAGAUCCCGAUCAAAGAGGCCGACUUUUAACCGGAGAGGACUCUGCAAUUCAACUCGCCAAGUUACAAUCGGAAAUGAGUAUGCUGGAUAGUCGACCCACCAGCUCCUCAGAUACCACAGCUUUGCAUCAUUUACUUCUCGAAAUCAGUGCUGUAUCUGGCAACAUCCCGGGUCCCGUCUCUUUGGCCAUCCAACUCUUCUCCCGGUCUGAUGCCGGGGUCUUCAAUCCAUUAUCGGAGACAUUCAGUUUGGAUAUCCCGUCUCCGGAAAAGUUCGUCAGCUUGACCCAAAGCAACAAGCUGAAGACUUUGUUCACGGAUUUGGCUGCAACGGACAUUGGAGAUGGCACUACCAGUGGCCGUCAACUUUACCUUGCCACUUCUGUGCGGGCUGCAGAAAUGCGCUCAACGGUCGAGAGCACCCCAGCUCCACGAGCCUCCAUGUCCCGAGAUGGCCCUGGGUCUCCCAAGUCAGGUGUUGCAGCCGGAGGCGUUCAGCCAUCUGUGAAGGGCAGCCUAAGAACUCGGCGCAGCAUGAUGUGGACUCCCAAGACCCGAACCGGUACCAGCAUGGAUGGGCCACCAAAGCCCCCUAGCCAGGGAAUUCCGCGGUCUUCGAGUAGCGCAUCCUCUGCCAAAGAGGCUACCACCGCCCAGCCUCAGCCCAUCAAGGAGACCUCCGCCAUCCGCACUAUCGGUGUUGGAAUCCUGGAGGUUUCCCCAAUUCUCAAACAAGAUCGCGAUGCCGAGCAGGUUAUCAACAUCUGGUCGCCUUCUCGUGAGGGUGAUGAAGGCGAAAGCAAUGCUGAUGGAUUCGACAAACUCCUACAUGUUCUCUUGCCUAGUCACACUGGUCGCUAUGUGCGCUCAGAUUACGCUGCCCGCUUGCAUGUACACCUUCAUCCUUUUGUGAGCACUGACCCCGAAAGCCUUGUGCGUGAGAACCCCACGAUGAUGCACGAUGUUGUUCAGACCAGGCGCGUUGGCUUCUCUAAAGCUCCCACAAAGCCAAGAUCCGAUAUCUAUGUCUCCCUCUUCCAGGCCGUUUUCCCAACCGAUGCUCUCCUCUCUCAUCCAACCGCGGGUCAAAUUCCUCUGCAAACAACUACUGGGUUGCAAAACUUGCAACUUACUCUAGAAGUGCGUGAUGCCUCUGGGGCCCGUAUAGAUCGCUGCGUUUACCCGUCAUCAGCCAACACGUCGCAUACCGCUUGGCGAACGACAAUUACGGCCAGAGGCUCUCCUUGGAACCAAACAAUCCGUCUCAAGAUUCCUACGGAACGGAUCCCUGGAUCGCACAUCAUUAUGAGUGUGGCAGACGCACCUGAGUUCCCAUUCGCCCUGGCUUGGAUGCCACUUUGGGACCAGCAAGCGUUUAUUCGAGAUGGCAAUCACUCGUUAUUGCUGCACGCCUACGAUAAGCAGACCUCCAGUAUGGAGAACGGAAAGGGUGCUUACUUGGGUCUUCCUUGGAGUGCACUUGGCAAGAAUGAAUCCGCCAAGGAUGAAGCACUGACAGGUCCACUGGCAACUCUGCGCCUGGAGACACAUCUGUGCAGCACCGAGUACUCCCAGGACCAAGUGAUUCUGAGUUUAUUGAACUGGAAGGAGCGACCAGUUGAUGAGGUGCUUGAUACUCUCAAACGGGUGCUCUUCGUUCCUGAGAUGGAAAUCGUCAAGCAACUACGUGGCGUUUUUGAUGCACUUUUCGGUAUCUUGGUGGAGAAUGCCGGCAAUGAUGAAUACGAAGAUUUGAUUUUCAAGAACCUUGUCACAGUGCUGGGCAUUGUCCACGACCGUCGAUUCAGUCUGGCGCCUUUGGUUGAUCAAUACGCAGACGAGAAAUUCGACUUCCCCUUUGCUACACCAUGCCUCAUUCGAAGCUACCUGCGUUUGUUGAAUGCCCCUACAGACCCACAGCAGUCUCGUAACUUGCGUGCUGCGUUCAAGGUUGGCCGCCAUCUGCUUAAGUUCAUUAUUAAUGCUCGUGAGCAGCAGAAGGCCAAGGAAGAGGGCAUUGGAAUCACUUCCGUACAGUCAACAUUUAACAGAGACCUGCACACAAUCUUCAAGUCGAUGGAGAAUCUGAUGAAGAAUUCGAACCCCGCUUUAGUCGGUAGUAAGACACUGAUUGUCCAGCACUUCCAUUCAUGGCUGCCUGAACUAUCCAAGGUCUUUGGCCGUGACGAAAUGAUUAUGAUCGCGUUGAGUUUCAUGGAUUCAUGCAAGGAUGUGACCGGUAUGCUUGUGCUGUACAAGCUGGUGCUCAUCCAAAGUUAUACCCAGUUCGACAUAUUUGCUUCCGGUGAAGAGAGACAGACACUUAUUUCCAGCUGUGUGGGCUGGUUGAAGCCAUACUGGGGCUCGACUGCAGGUGUUUCGGACCAAUAUCGUGAUCAGGUCCGCUUGAGUAGCGCGAUUGUUGCACAGCUUCUCACCCAGCCUGACUCACAACUAUACGAUUUCAUGCCGAGUGUUGUUGCUUCUUACUGUGCUAUUUCAACAGAGGGAGUUGAGGAGACGGAGUAUCUGUCACUUCUAUUCAGCAAGUCAUUUCCCUUCCAAGUCAAAACAUCUCAGACACCUCAGCCAUUUGAUGAGUCCUUGGUCGAGCUUUCUGCCAUCAUGGCUGCUUUGGCUAAGAUAGUCUCGCCCAAGACCCCUCGUCUCAAAGAAUUGGAGCUUGCAACCUUUGUUGCUCAGGCAUUUGAGGCCCAUAACUCCAUCAUGGACUGUGAGGCAUACCCGGAGAGCUGGUUCAGUAUCCAUGUUUACAAUCAUCGUGCCGCUAUAAAGAGUUUGGAGCAUCUGGCUGUGAUCCUGGUCGACCGUUUCCUUCCUGCCCCUGAUGAUGCGGAUACCUUCGAUACCAAGCUCUGGGAAUCAUUCUUCACUACCCUGCUGAAGGUUAUCUCCAGUGACGCGCUUGCUCUUGAGACCUUCCCAGAGCAAAAGCGGCGGGCUGUUUGGAAGAUCGCAGGUGAUGUUCGAGAGCAAGGUGCCGAUCUCCUGCACUCUAUUUGGGAGUCUAUCGGUUGGGAGACCACUGACGAUGAGCGUGAGCGGUAUAACCUGAAGCGCAUGGGUGGAUAUCAGGUUCAAUAUGUACCCAACCUGGUGCCUCCUAUUAUCGGGCUAUGCUUGAGUGUUCAUGAAGGUCUGCGCCAUGUUGCCGUGCAUAUCCUUAGGACGAUGAUCCUGAGUGAGUGGGAUCUGAACCAGGAUAUUUCGAUUAUCGAAACCGAAAUCAUCUCUAGCCUGGAUUCACUCUUCAAGUCUAAGCACAUGAGUGAGAGUGUCAGUCAGAAAAUCUUUGUCAACGAGUUGCUCGACCUUUUCGACACUGAUGGCACUGAGGAUGAGUUGUUGAACGCAGUCAAGGGUCUAAUUUCUACUGUAGAUGAGCUUCUUGAUCUCCUUGUUGCUUCUCAGAGCAGUGCAUCGAUUCAGAGUCUGCAUGCUCUGAAGCUCAUGGAGUACAUGAAAGAUAUGGGACGUGAGGACAUUUUCAUCCGUUAUGUUCAUGAAUUGGCCGACGGCCAGGCUUCCGCUGGCAAUUUCACAGAAGCUGGUUUGGCACUUCAGUUCCAUGCCGAUCUUUAUGAGUGGGAUGCCAUUAAGCCUCUUCCUGAGAUUAUGAACCCGGCCUUCCCCGUUCAAACAGCGUUUGAGCGAAAGGAGUCACUGUACUUUUCGAUCAUUCAGCACUUUGAAAAUGCAAUGGCCUGGUCGCCUGCUCUAGCUUGCUACAAGGAGCUCGCUGCACACUACGAAGCCACGACUAUGGACUUUGCGAAGCUCUCUCAGACCCAGAACUCCAUGGCUCGCAUUAAUGAUUAUGUUGCUAAGGGUACUAGCCAGUUCCCGCGUUACUUCCGUGUUGUCUACAAGGGUCUCGGAUUUCCUGCCAGCUUACGUGACAAGGAGUUUGUCUUCGAAGGAUCGCCGACUGAACGCAUGGCUUCGUUUGUAGACCGAAUGCAACGGGAGCAUCCUUCUGCGCAGAUCAUGUCCUCUGGCGAAAUCUCCGAUUACGAAGGCCAGUUCCUCCAGAUUACCGGUGUGACUGCUUACCGUGAGGUUUCCCAUCCUGUCUAUCAGCGGUCGAAGAUUCCUCUUUCCGUGCGAGACCAUUUGUUAAUCUCCAACCCCAUUCGAUUCACAGCUACAUCGCGUAGACACACCAGCGGUUCAGAUGUGCGCGAACAAUAUGUGGAGAAAUUCAUCUUCACUACUGCAGAUGCCUUCCCCAACAUUCUUCGUCGCAGUGAAAUCGUGUCAGUUCAAGAGGUUGCUUUAUCUCCCUUGCAGACUGCCAUUGAACGCACGUGCCGCAAGACCCAGGAGUUGCACAUUCUUGAGCGACGUGCAGUAAGUGGCGAGGACAAUACCUUGUCGAAUCUCACUGAAGCGCUGGAUCAACUUUUGGAAACUACUCGCUCUUCGUCUUCGAAUUGUGUUGCGCUAUACCGCAGCUUUCUGACGGGUCCACAAGGCGCUAAGGAUAAGCUUGACGAGACAGAUGAAGAUGGCCUCGACGAGGAUGGCUUUAAUGAAGAUGAGGCUUUGCCAGAGACCAUAGAUCCCAUGGAGAAUGCGCUUGCUGUUGCCUUGAUUGACCAUGCCCUGGGAAUCAAGCAUGCACUUUCCCUCUAUCAGCGCCCAGCUCAGCAAGCAACACAGGCAGAGCUGCUGCGUCGCUUCGAGCAUGUCUUUGAACCCGAAUUAGCGUCUCUCUCUUCAUCAGCUUCCGAUUACCGAACAUCCCCUACUCCUAUUCACACCGCUCGCCAGUCACCCAACUCAGAAAGCCGAAACCAAAAUGCUCAAAGGUCUGUCAGUCCUGAGCAAGAACUUAUGCGGCGACAAUCCCGCUCGAAUGGACAUACUCGUAAGCGAUCCGAUCGCCACUCAGUCAGUCAUCGUAUCAGCAUUAUGAACCCAUUCAAGCGGCACGGCCCCUCGAAUUCCAUCUUCACUAUCCAACAAUCAGACGUCAAGGCUCAGAAUGUCCCUGUCGAGCAGGAAGAAAAUGAUGACGAUGCCGCAACAGUACACAGCCGCGCAACAAGUCACUCGCGCGGUGGCAAGAGUGAGAAGCGCCGAAGCUGGUUUGGGGGUGAUAAGAAGCAUGGCUCAAAUCCUUCACUUGCAGGUGUAGCGGAUGAAAUUCCCUUGAAGAAGAGACCAUCGCGUAGCGCCUCCCGCGAUACAGCAGCUCAAUCUCAUGAGGGUCGCAGCCGCGCUGGCUCCCAGCAUCGUGGACCUCCUGCUCCUGGUACCUCUGGCACAUCAUCCGAUCGACCUGCCCCUGCUGCGAGUGGCGGCUGGUCCACACUCCCCUCCACACGCGAUUACUCUCGUCCUGCGACGCGCGAUAGUACGCAACCCCCGCGGGAGUUAUCGAUCAAUUCUCAUUCCAGUGUGAAUGCCAAUGGUCACGGCAAUGGGACUACCACCAGAGUUUCGUCAGAACAGACACACAGCCAUGGCCAUCCCGGAGUACGAGACUCUGUGUUCCGACGAUUCAGUCUUCUGAAGGGUGUCGGUCGCAAGAGUAGUCGCAUGGACUUCAAGUCAAAUGGCACACUUGCAGAAGAGUGA
This is a messenger RNA of Penicillium malachiteum, 6483 nucleotides long. RefSeq names its product guanine nucleotide exchange factor DCK1. Gene Ontology annotation, biological process: small GTPase-mediated signal transduction. Bases 1 to 6483 code for a protein of 2160 amino acids. Lineage: Eukaryota; Fungi; Ascomycota; Eurotiomycetes; Eurotiales; Aspergillaceae. The record is from RefSeq and is a predicted model, not a curated record. Gene Ontology annotation, cellular component: plasma membrane; cytoplasm. Gene Ontology annotation, molecular function: guanyl-nucleotide exchange factor activity; small GTPase binding. The transcript has a single exon.